Microtus ochrogaster (prairie vole) is the source of this 3658-nucleotide messenger RNA. Lineage: Eukaryota; Metazoa; Chordata; Mammalia; Rodentia; Cricetidae. The record is from RefSeq and is a predicted model, not a curated record.
GUCCCUGGUCUUGCGCGCUCAGCCAAGAGUGGAAGAAACCAGCGACGACCUUGCAUUCUCAGCCUGAUUCCUGCCUAGCGGCCUGAUCUUUCGCAGGUGACUGUGCCCGUGGAGCCCCACUGCGCUCGCCUGCGACCCUUUCCCGGACCUCCCCUGUCGGCGUACCCCAUCCGGCUGUGCUCCACGCCCACCCGGGCUGACGGGAUGGCGUUUGUGAAGAGCGGAUGGUUGCUGCGGCAGAGUACUAUUCUGAAGCGCUGGAAGAAGAACUGGUUUGACCUGUGGUCUGACGGUCACCUGAUCUACUAUGAUGACCAGACUCGGCAGAGUGUAGAGGAUAAGGUGCAUAUGCCGGUGGACUGCAUCAAUAUCCGCAUGGGACAUGAGUGUCGGGACAUCCAGCCUCCAGAUGGGAAGCCCAGAGACUGUCUGCUGCAGAUCGUCUGCCGAGACGGCAAAACCAUCAGUCUCUGUGCCGAGAGCACAGACGAUUGCCUGGCUUGGAAGUUUACACUGCAGGAUUCCAGGACGAACACAGCGUACGUUGGCUCGACAAUCCUGUCUGAAGAGACUGCCGUGGCCGCUUCACCGCCCGCCUAUGCUGCCUAUGCUGCGCCAACCCCUGAGGUCUAUGGCUAUGGUCCAUACAGUGGCGCAUACCCAGCAGGAACUCAAGUUGUCUAUGCUGCCAACGGGCAGGCAUACGCCGUGCCAUACCAGUACCCAUAUGCAGGUGGAGUCUAUGGACAACAGCCUGCCAAUCAAGUCAUCAUCCGUGAGCGGUACCGAGACAGUGACAGCGACCUGGCCCUGGGCAUGCUUGCUGGGGCAGCCACAGGCAUGGCCCUGGGCUCUCUGUUCUGGGUCUUCUAGAGCCUUCAAGGUCUUCUGUGCAUCGCUUCUGUUAGUCCUGUGUGCAAUAAUUGAUCUGCAGGGCAUUUCUGUUUGUGACAAGUGUCUUUUGUAAUAAUUUAAAUAGUUCUUUUGGAGGUGGUAAUCUGAUGAUUGUGACUGACCUGCAUGGGGACCACAGAGACGACCUUGAAGUGUACUAUAAGUGGGAAUCUGAGUUCUUUGGGGGUACUGGCUUGCACCAAGUCUUUCUUAGGGAGCUCUCGGAUGGCCUUAUGUAAACACACCCAUUUAAAUGGGCAUUUUCUGCUCAGUUAGGUCCGGUACUUAAUCAAGGGAUGAUUUUCCCUGCUAUGCCAAUAAUAAUGCUGAUGGAGGAGGAUAUGAAUGAGUGUGGUAAGAAUUCAGCUUCUUUAACUGUGAAAUUUCACUCUACACCUGGCCGCAUAUUACCGUAGAGCUGUGGGCUGGUGGCCCCUCAGGGCGGCGUGUGAGAACCCUAUGAUCUACCCUCAGUAGCUCCCAGGCGCCUGCCAGAUUGACUGCUCAGGAUUGAAAGGGACACUCGCUCCCUUUAUAACUUAUGCUCCAGGAAUCUGUCCAGUUUUAUUCGCUUGUUAUUCUUCUGUUUGCUUUUCCUGGGAAUAAUUGGAAAUCGUCUCAAGUUAGGACUUGAUUUGAGCCUCAGAAUUUGGGGACCUUUACCUUUAAACCCUGCUGAAUGAAGAAUAGUGAGUGGCAAGUGGGCCUCCGAGAGGCUGGCAUCUGCCCAGUGAUGUGUUGCCAGUGUUUUGCUUUAGGUUUGUUGGUUGCCAGCUCAGUGUGUCUGGAGCCUAUUUUUCUACUUGCAGAGGAAGUAUAUGAGGGGAAGGAGGGAGAGCCUUAGUUCUAUUGUACCUGUGUCAGACCCGGGGCCCAAGCUGCCCAGAGCACUCUUGAACUCCUUGAGAGGCGUGUCCUGAGCAGUGGUAGGGCCCUAUGGCUGUCCAGAGUGUGGGGAUGAACCAGAGCUGGGUGGGGACGACUCAGGUUCCUAGGGAGACAUGAGACUGGGUCGAGUCUCAGGGGUUUGUUUUAAUCCAUGUUAGUGGGGAUCCAGUCCCUCCCGUUUUCAUGCCUGACCCACUCAUACUAGAAAAGCCUACAACUAGAAAGUGCCCACAUGUGUGAUGCUCUGGAAAGCCCACAGUCCUAUUCUCUGGGGAAAAUGUAUUUCUAAUAUUAGAAAAUACAUGUUGCACACAUUUAAAUCUUCUGUUCAUGUCGUAAAGCUUCUAAGUCCAGCUUUGUGACCGGCGUGCUGUAAACUGUGUCCUUUCACAAAGGGGGGAGCAACACUGUGAAGGCCCUCUCCUCCACUCACACGGCCCCCUUUCUCCAGAGUGCUCCCAGUGAGCACACACUCGGGCUGUGCCCAGCCCGGCACGUGCGUGCUGCCUUGCUACCCUGCUUGGCAGCUUUCUCUAGGUCAGUUCAGUCUUGAACGCAUCUCCAUGUGAGACAGUUGCCAAGUAGAUGCGAUGGUGCCCCGUGGUGUUUUUCUGCCUACUCCUAGGGGACUUGUUGACACAGCACUGCCCAGUUCUGGCUGAAAUUUGCUUCUCUGUCGUCUCUGGUAGAGGGCUUUGUGGCAACAUGGUUCUGAUGGUUUAUAGUGUCACCUUGAUGAAUGUAAUGUUGAUUUCACAUCCCGUGUUGUAAGAAUGGCUUUCUCACAAUGUUAUCAUUCUUAAACUCCAUGCUUUACUUACAAAACAUUAAAAUCAGUUUUCAGUAUUGCAUAGGGACAUUAAUUUUGAACGUAGUUACUGGGGUUCCUAGAACCAGAGAGUGUUUUUUUUUUUUUUAUUUUUGGUUUUUUGAGACAGAGUUUCUCUGUGGUUUUUGGAGUCUGUCCUGGAACUAGCUCUUGUAGACCAGGCUGGUCUCGAACUCACAGAGAUCCGCCUACCUCUGCCUCCCAAGUGCUGGGAUUAAAGGCGUGCGCCACCACCGCCAGGCUACCAGAGAGUGUUGAAUCAUGCCCCUGAAGUGCUAUUGAAACAGAAUUGUCUCCUACUGUCCCCUGGGUGUGCCCUGCCUAGACCUUGGCCCCAGUGGAACUAGCUUUAACAGGCAGUCAUAGCUGAGCCUGAUAGUAUCUUGCCAUCAGUUGCUUGAUUCUGGAAUGAAAUACAUUCUGGAUAUGAAGAAUGGACUCAGGCAUUUCAUUUCCUCGGCUCCUAUCCUCAUAGAUGCUGUCCCUUUGAUUGCAUCUGCCCUGUUAUUUGGCUCCUCAGUCAGUCAUGGGGUUCAUGAGUUGGCGGGAGUCAUAUGUUCAGGGUUGAGGAGCGUUUCAGGUCCACGGACUUUUACUUAAAGACCCAAGGCUGGAAGAGGUUGGCUGCCGACAUACGCAUGACUGAUUUCAUUGCGCUCUUAGUUCCUUGAGUUAACAACUUUCCAUGUGAAAGAUGGGAGCCCGAGGGCCAUGUCUCAGAUCAUCACUUGUCAAGAAGGCCCAGCUUCGCGUAUGUUAGGUCAUGAGUGCCCACAGUAGCUCGUGGAGCGGAGGAAGUUCCUGCGGUGGAGACAGGAUGAUCCAGACUUAUUUUCACAUGUGUUGUUGCUCCUAUGUAACCUUUCAUUUUGCCUUCUAGUCUGUGUAGAUGAAAGGCAGAAGACAUAGGCAAUCUUCUUGUGAUUGCUUUUGCGUUUCUGUUACUCUGCUGUGUCUACAGAGCCUGUUUCCUCCCCCCCCAUGUGCACAGCGUGUGUAUGUUUGUAAGUGAACUUGUUAAAAUAUUAAAUGAUCAUUAAACUUAAA